Paramecium pentaurelia is the source of this 2883-nucleotide messenger RNA. Lineage: Eukaryota; Ciliophora; Oligohymenophorea; Peniculida; Parameciidae. The record is from the annotation of a GenBank genome assembly.
AUGAAUUUUUAGGUAAAACUUAAGUUGAGCAUUUUAAUAUUGUUUGUACCUGUGGGUUUUAUUGCUUUACUACAAAUAAUAACUUUAAAUGUAAUAUUUAUUACAAACUUCUCUAAUCAAGCUGAACAAUUAUCAUUUGCAAUCUAUAAUGAAACAACUUAAACUACACUAAGAUUCCGUCAUCAAUUAGAAACUAUAAAUUUAGGUAUCAAAGUCAAUGCAGCCUUUAUUCUCUAAGAUUUAAUGAUGUCUAAGUAUUAAUUAUCACUCUAUCAAAACUUGGAACAAAUUAAAGUGUUUUUACAUCCUUUAAUUAAUAGGGGUUCAAUUGAAAACUUUAAAAUCAUAUGUAAGGAUUCAUUUGAAUACUCAAUUUAACAAAUAGAAAGUUAAUUUGAAUCUUGGAAUUCAACAAAUUAAGUUGUUGUUGAUUUAUAUUAGAAUUACUUUCGAUUCAUUAUAAGCUAUGAUAUUAAUAAUGAUUGUAAUAUAUAAAUAUUUGAAUCUAUUUCAAAUUUAGUUGGUAAAGCAUAUAAAUAUGUUAAUUAUGAAUUAUAACAAAAUCAAUUGAAUUAUUUUAUGAUUAAUAAAUAAUUUUAUUAAUUCACUUAAAAUUCAUUCUUACUAAUUGAAAAGUAUAAAUUAGAAGAAUAUUAUGGAUAAUUUAUGGAAUAAAUAUUAAUUUAAUAAAAUUUUGAUGAGAAUGAUUGUUUACUAUAAAACACUUUAAUUUAAUAUUAUCUAUAAAAAUAUUUCAUAUAUGGUUGGUUUUAUUCCUUAUAGAAAUAAAAUAUAAAAUGUGAAAAAUAAUACAUAUCUGAAAUAUUAUAAAUAAAGAUUUUUGAUAUUGAAAAAUUCAAAUAAUUAGCAGGUUCUUUGUAAAAUUAAUAAAAUCAUAAUUUAUCUUUGAUUUUAGCACAAAGUUUGGUGAGUUUGACAUUUUUAUUAUAUGUAUGGGCAAUUUCUAUUAGAGUUAGUAAUUCUUUUUGUAUUCCACUUUAAAAAUUGGCAAGACAAUUACAAAAUCCAUUAAAAUAUCAUUUUGAUUAAAUACCAUUAAGAUCAUAAUAGUAAAAUUGUAAAGAAAUCAAUCAUCUUUAGGAAAGUUUAUAAGUUUACAUCUAUUAUUAUUAGCUAUUAAAAAAAUAGCAUUUCUAUUCUGAUCAAGAUUAAGGAUCAUUGUAUCUGAUGACAUUGUCUUAGAUUAGUGAAAUUUACAAAUAUCAUAAAAAUAAUUGGUAAGUAAGUAUUUGUGCAAAUAAUAUUGCAUAAGUUCAUUUUAAAAAUAAGAGAUUUAUUGAAGCACUUAAAUUUUAAGCCAAAUCUGUAAUUUUAGGAUUUGAAGAAUAUUCUAGUAUAAAGUAGAUUGAGAAAAUAAGAAAAUAAUUAUUAAAUAGUUAGAAAACAAUACUAUAUUAAUUAAAAUAGAAAUUAAGACGUUUUGUGAUUAAUAAAUUUGCUGGGAGUACAAAUAUAUUACAUUCAGAACAUUUAAAUAAGAAUCGAUUUUAUUCAAUUAAGAUGUAAAAUUCAUAUAAAUAAUCUGAUGUCUAAUAAAUAUAGAUAUCUGAGAGAUUGGCUUUGACUAAUUAUUUAAAAAGUGAGAAUUCUUUGGAUAAGAUGAUUUCACUAUAAGAAUUGGCUUUAUAAUAAGAUAGAUACAAUGAGGAAAAGAGAUUUUACAAAUUAACCAUAUUAUUCAGGAAAUAUACAUUUUGUAGAAUGUUAUAUAAAUUUUGUCUAAAAGAAUAGCCUAGUUUACUUAAUGAAGCUAUUCGUUCAUUAAGUGAAUUAUAUGAAGAGAUUUCAAGGAAAAAGUUUUCUGAAAUCAAAUCAAUAAUAGGAAUUAAAAUUUAAUUACUAGUAAUGAAGUUUUGUUGUUUUUAAAAAUUAAAUUUGAUUGAUAAGGCUAAAUUAGAAUUGUAUACAAUAAAAAUAUUGUAUUAAUAAUAUGUAAUUACUGAGAAAUCAAAAUUAAUAUUAAAUGGAUUUGAUAUUUUUUAAUUAAUAUCAAAUGAAUUAAUUUAAAAUGCGAUUAGAAAAUUAAAAAUUUGUGUAUUAAUGAAAAAUUAAGAAUAUUAAUUAGCGAGUGAAAAAUGUAUAAAGAUUAUAAAAAGAAAUAGUUAGAACAUUUAUAGAUUGAAUUCUUUUGCAUAUAAGACUUUAUAAACUAUAUUUAUCUAAUUGGAUCUUAAUUAGAAUGUAUUAUAAAAAUUGUACUUAGAUAUAAAUUCUAAAUAGUUUAAGUUCUUCUUUUUAAUUGACUAUUCAUCAAAAGUAUCUUUGGAAUAAAUAUAAGUAUCACAUUCUAUAUGUUCAUAUAUAAUGUAAAAAUUGAUACAUUUAAGAGAAGUAGGUUUAUAUAUAUUUAAUGAUGGAAUAUAUGAAAUGUUAUCAGCAUCAGAAUCUAAAUAAUAUACAAAAUUUCUUUUGAAAUAAUUUGAGAGAUUUUAAAUAUUAAAAGGAGGUGAAUGUAAAGUCAUUUAAUGUCUUCAUGAAUUAUUAAAUAAUAAAUUGAAUACAUAAUCUUAAUAUAAUGAAAUAAAAUAAACAUAUUAAUCAAUUACAAUACCAAAAUAAUUUUAAUAAAAAUAAGAAUUUAAAGAAAUAAUAUAAAGUUUUGUUUGUGUAUUUUCUGAGUUUUCAACAAAUAUAGAUUAAGAUUUAUUAGAAAAUAUUAAAAGAUAAACUUAAAGAGAAGAUAUAAAUUUAGUUUUAUUUAAUAUUGCAAAUUCAAAUAAAAAUCAUGAGAAGGCUAAGAAAUUUGCUAUGAAUGUUAAUGCCAAUUAUAUUGAAAGUGAUAGAGAAACUAUUGAAUGGAUUUCUCUAUUAAAUUAAUCUUCAAUUCCAAUUCAUAGAUAAGGAUAUCUUGAGUUUUUGUGA